AUGGAGGUUUUCUCAAAUUCCCAACUCAUUCUUCUGACCCUUCUUAUGUUCGCAGGUGGGGAAGUUGUAAUGUUCUGUUACAUGGAAUGGGACACCAAAAAUAUGGAUGGUCUAAAUCUCUAUCAGAAAAUGGUUGCGUCUUUGUUUCAAGUUACAAAUGCCAGACAUGCUGGUGAAUCUGCUUUUGAUCUCUCCACCAUCUCUUCAGCCAUAUUGGUUCUCUUCAUUGUCAUGAUGUACCUCCCACCGUACACUACAUUUUUACCUAUGAAGGACCACCAAAAUGAUUGCAAGAGAGACAAAAAAAGCCUAGUGGAGUGUCUAGUAUUUUCUCAACUCUCGUACUUAGUUAUUUUUAUUAUCCUGAUUUGCGUUACAGAGAGGGAAAGCUUAAAGGAUGAUCCCCUCAACUUUAAUGCGCUGAACAUCACCCUAGAAGUCAUCAGUGCGUAUGGGAACGUAGGGUUCUCAACGGGAUACAGCUGCGCAAGGCAAUCGAAACCCGAUGCUACGUGCAAAGAUUCAUGGAUUGGAUUUUCGGGUAGGUGGAGUACCAAAGGCAAGUUCAUCCUUAUCUUGGUCAUGUUCUUUGGGAGACUCAAGAAAUUCAAUGUUAACGGUGGCAAAGCCUGGCAGCUGUCCUAG
Messenger RNA from Gastrolobium bilobum, 645 nucleotides. RefSeq names its product cation transporter HKT1;5-like. Gene Ontology annotation, molecular function: sodium ion transmembrane transporter activity. The record is from RefSeq and is a predicted model, not a curated record. The transcript has 4 exons. Gene Ontology annotation, biological process: transmembrane transport; monoatomic cation transport. Bases 1 to 645 code for a protein of 214 amino acids. Gene Ontology annotation, cellular component: plasma membrane. NCBI's taxonomy places the organism in Eukaryota, Viridiplantae, Streptophyta, Magnoliopsida, Fabales, Fabaceae.